UGAAACAAGCAACAUGUAUGGAAAUAUAUUGUUUAAAGUUAAAUCUUUCAUGGAAAAGUCAUUAAUAGUGUUAAUUAUUAUUGGGAAUAUGUGCAUGGAUCCUCAUUUCCAAGGGAAAACUCUAGUUCAAGCUGCUAAUGCAGCCGAUGAAUGCCAGGUGACUCCUGUCAUUCAUGUGUUGCAAUACCCUGGAUGUGUACCAAAACCAAUACCCAGCUUUGCAUGCAUAGGACGAUGUGCAUCAUAUUUACAGGUGUCAGGCAGUAAAAUUUGGCAAAUGGAGAGAUCCUGUAUGUGCUGUCAAGAGUCUGGUGAGAGGGAAGCCUCCGUUUCCUUGUUCUGUCCAAAAGCCAAACCUGGAGAAAAGAAAUUUAGAAAGGUGACUACAAAAGCUCCUUUGGAAUGCAUGUGCAGACCAUGCACAGGAGUUGAGGAAAGCGCAAUUAUUCCGCAAGAAAUUGCAGGAUACGCUGACGAAGGACCUCUAUCUAAUCAUUUUCUAAAAUCUCACGCCCAUUGAAUGGAACGGACACUAUUUAGAAUAAGAACAUGAUUUUGUUUCCUAAUUGACCAUUUUUUAUGCCUUCAAGAUUAAAUUAAAUAUUAAAUGA
Nicrophorus vespilloides is the source of this 611-nucleotide messenger RNA. RefSeq names its product bursicon (gene Burs). Lineage: Eukaryota; Metazoa; Arthropoda; Insecta; Coleoptera; Silphidae. The transcript has 4 exons. The record is from RefSeq and is a predicted model, not a curated record. Gene Ontology annotation, molecular function: BMP binding; receptor ligand activity. Bases 14 to 520 code for a protein of 168 amino acids. Gene Ontology annotation, biological process: animal organ morphogenesis.